AUGUGGCGGCACAGCAGCAGAUAUCCUGUUUAUAGCGACGACGAAUCAGAUUAUACCGAAACGGACAUCUCGAUUGUCGAACCCCCCCGCCGUACCACGUUCAGGAGACGCUCUACGUCCCGUCAUCGUGAACGCCGCAGCCCAGACUUCAGCAACACCUACCUGAGUCCUAUCGUUCAGGAUGUCCGUGUCCAACGGUCGGCCUCAACAGGAGGCCGGCGACCUCAUCGAGAACGGGGUCGAGAACGGAUUUACGAGCAAGAAGUGGUCCCGCCGCCGCCGCCUCCUCCUACAGCACCCGUCUCCGUCGCCGUUGACAUCAAGAAUGACUCUCGUAAUAAAGGUUCCAACAAGAGUCGCAGACAGAAGCAUAAAGCCACCACCAGUUACCCGCAGCCAGAGGAGCAGUCCGAGUCUGAGGAUGAGACCGUCCUGCGACGUCAUCAUAGACGCCCCCACGCCAGCCACAGUAUUUCCCGCGAGGCUUCGCCCGCCCAUUCUCAUUCCCAUUCAACCCCCGUCCUUACGUCCCCGCAUCAGCGAGACUAUGAACUAGUCAUCGACCAGCGGCUGUUGGAGAAGAAUGAUGCCCGACAAGACCUCGAGCUCAUGAAGCAGCAGCAAGAGAUCGAGCGGUUGGAACGGGAGCUGGCCCGGCGCCGGGAGAACAGAGAUACCCGUCAUCUCCACAGGGAUGAAGAACACUGGUACGAGGACGAGAUCAGCGAAAGACUGAGGCGGCUGGAGCGACAUGAGAAUAAGCAGCGCGAGCGUCGUGCCGCUGAGCAAGCGCGGUUGGAGGAGGAGCGACGCAAUGCCGAGUAUCGCCAGCGGAUUGAGAAGUUCGAACAAGCCGAGCGUCUGGCCGCAGAGCAAGAGGAGAUCAAGGCCAAGUUGCGCGAGGAGAAGCUCAAAGAGAUGCAGCGGAAGAUAGAAGAGGACGAAGAGAAAGAGCGUGUUAAGAAGGAGAUUCGUGACGAAGAGGCGAGAAAAUACAUCGAGGAACAAGAGCGGCUGAAAGAAGAAAUGAGAAUGAAGCAAGCCGCCAUCGAGGAAUGGAAGCUUAACGAAGAGCGCCGCAUAAUAGCGGAGCGAAAGGAAAAGGAGCAAAAGGACCAGGAAUUCAAAGAACGACUCAUGAUUGAGUACGGUUAUUCGGAAGACGACAUCCAAAAUAUCCUCAAGGGGAAGAAGUCCCCAGAGAAAGAGAAGCAGGAAGAAAAAGAAAAGGAGAAGGAGAAAGAACCCGAAAAGAAGGAAGAGGAACAUAAAGAAGUCGAGCAUCAUCACCGGCUUGAGCCUCACCGGCCCACAUGGAUCAAGGUGCACCGUAAGCAUCUUCUUCCCGACACUCUGAUGGCCUAUCGCUUGGACUGGGAUUGGGACGAGCUCGAUGGAAACUAUAUCAUCAUCAAGCAAUGGGUCUCCGAAGACUUCCAGGAAGAGCUGUUUGCACACACACGGCGCCUGCGCGAUAACAAGCUAGUCACUCAAACUUCCAGCUCGUUGACAGAGCUCAAGAUCAAUGACCGGAAGAAGGACAAGAUGUAUCUCGUCCGGAAGAAGAGCCCCAACCAGCGGGCAUGGAUCUUUACAUGA
Molecule: messenger RNA, 1599 nt
Organism: Aspergillus wentii DTO 134E9
Lineage: Eukaryota; Fungi; Ascomycota; Eurotiomycetes; Eurotiales; Aspergillaceae
Exons: 4
Coding region: 1-1599 (532 amino acids)
Source: RefSeq, a predicted model, not a curated record